Molecule: messenger RNA, 1569 nt
Organism: Dictyostelium purpureum
Lineage: Eukaryota; Evosea; Eumycetozoa; Dictyosteliales; Dictyosteliaceae
Exons: 3
Coding region: 1-1569 (522 amino acids)
Source: RefSeq, a predicted model, not a curated record
AUGGAAAGUUUAGGAAGUGAAACUUUUUUAAAUAUUGGUAAAACAGAAAUAAAUAAUAAUAAUAAUAAUAUAAUAAGCAGUAAUAAUGAAAUAGACAAUGAUGUCAGUGAAUAUAAUAAUAUGACAAAUAUGGAAAGUCAGUAUAGCUUCGAUAGUGAACACGAUGACCAUUCAAAUGACUAUUUAUUUUUUCAAAUUUGGAGAAAUGCGUUAAUAAAAGAAAGAAUUGUCAAACACCUAAUGAUCUAUAGAAUCGUUCAAAAAUACAGCAAAACGACACAAUAUUCAUUUAAUCACGAUACAUUGAAAUGCUUCAAAUAUAGAGACUACUUAGAAACGAUGCAUUAUCAAAUCAACAGCUUUUUAUAUGACCCAUUUGAAUUGGAAAGAUUAUCAAGAUUAGAAAUUGAAAGAGUAGUUACAAGAAAAAGACAAGAAUCUCAAGAUUAUAUACAACUACAUCAACCUUUAAUUAUUGAUAAUUUAUUAAAUGAUGAAGUAAUCAUUGAUGAAGAAUCCAAUAUCCCUGAUACUGUCACCAAAUUGUAUUUCCAUGAUAAUAGUUGCAUACCAAUGUACUUCUUCCCAAAUUCAAUUAAAACUUUAAUUUUUGGAUACAAUUUUAAUAGUCAAAUUAAUAAAUAUGUUUUACCAAACUCUUUAACAUCAUUAGAAUUUGGAAGGAACUAUAAUGAAUAUUUAGUUGAUGGAGCAUUACCAAACUCAUUGAAAGUUAUUAUUUUUGGGAAAUCAUUUAACAAAAAAAUUCAAUUAGGUCAUCUUCCAAACUCGGUAAUUAAAAUUCAGUUUAAAGAUUCUUUCAAUGAAAUUAUUGAAGACUUUUCGUUACCAUCAAAUUUGAAAGCUCUUCAAUUUGGGUUCAAGUACAAUCAAGCACUUAGCAAGGGAUUGUUUGCAAAUAUUUCAAAUUUAACCUAUUUAGAGUUUGGUAAAUGUUUCCAACAACCAAUAGACCCACAGACAUUACCUCAGACAUUAACCUAUUUAAAAUUUGGUUCGUACUAUAACCAACCAUUAGAAAUUGGCAGCUUACCAAAAUCAUUAAAAACUCUUAAACUAUCAUUCGAAUAUAAUCAAGAAAUUAAAGAUAAUGUUUUACCAGUGGGUUUAACUGCUUUAUCCUUUGGGUUUCACUAUAAUAAGCCAUUACCAUCAACCCUUCCAUCUUCACUCACAUUUUUAAAACUAUCUUCUCAAUUUAACCAUAGAAUUUCAAAUGAACUGCUCCCAGAGAAAAACCUAAGAUAUUUACUUGUUGGGGAUAAAUUUAACCAUCCAAUCUCAAAAUCAAAUAUUGGUGAAUCAUUAGAAACUCUUGUACUCGGUGAAGCUUUUAACUCCUCAUUAUUAGAUGUGCCAACAACAUUAAAACAAUUAACAGUUGGUUCUAAUUUUCAUAGAUUAAUCAAUCCAAAUCUAACAAAUUUAACUUUUUUGUCAUAUCAAGGCACUAUUUUGACUGAUAACAAUUUAGAAAUUUGUAGUUUUAUUAAAAGUAAAAAUAAAAAUAAUAAAAAAAGUCGUAAAGAUAAUUGUUUAAUAUGUUAA